Molecule: messenger RNA, 885 nt
Organism: Ustilaginoidea virens
Lineage: Eukaryota; Fungi; Ascomycota; Sordariomycetes; Hypocreales; Clavicipitaceae
Exons: 3
Coding region: 1-885 (294 amino acids)
Biological process (GO): ubiquitin-dependent protein catabolic process
Cellular component (GO): proteasome core complex; nucleus; proteasome core complex, alpha-subunit complex
Source: RefSeq, a predicted model, not a curated record
AUGACAUCGAUAGGCACGGGUUACGAUCUUCUCAACUCCAUCUUUUCACCCGAUGGCAGAAACUUCCAGGUGGAAUAUGCCUUCAAGGCUGUAGAGAAUGGCGGAACCUCAAUCGGCAUCCGAUGUAAAGACGGAGUUGUUCUGGCGGUUGAAAAGGUGGUGACAUCAAAGUUGCUGAAGGCUGGCGCGAACAAACGGAUCGCCUCCGUUGAUAGCCAUGUCGGCGUUGUUUACUCAGGAAUGGUCCCAGACGGCCGCCAUUUUGUCGACCGCGCUCGCGACGAGUCCCAGAGCUGGCGGCAAAACUUCAAAACUCCCAUCCCCACAGCCGAUCUCGCAUCCCGAAUGGGCAGCUACCUCCAGGCAUACACCAUGUACGGAUCCGUCCGGCCGUUCGGCAUCACUGCUAUUGUCGGAGGCGUCGAUACAUCAGAAGAGACUCCUGUCGACGGAGAGGUUGGUUCUGGUCCCGAUUGCGGUGCCGGUGGUAAAGUACCAGGCAAACACGGCGGGCCGUUUCUGUACAUGAUUGAGCCGAGCGGUCUGUACUGGGGCUAUUACGGCGCUGCGACUGGCAAGGGCCGCCAGGCCGCCAAGGCCGAGCUGGAAAAGCUUGACCUGCAGUCCGAGACUAUGACGCUGGAAGAAGCUGUCAAGCAAGCGGCCAGAAUCAUUUACGUCGCCCAAAAGGAUAAUAAUAACAAGGACUUUGAGUUGGAAAUGACUUGGAUCAGUGGCGUGGACGGGCCGACCAAGGGUCGUCAUGUCGAGGUCCCCCGGGAGCUGAGAGAAGAAGCCGAGAGAUUAGCAAAAGCAGAGGAUGACUCAGAGGAUGACGAUGACAAUGACAAUGACAAAAAGGACGAUGACGUGAUGGAAGAGUAG